Prunus armeniaca (apricot) is the source of this 1140-nucleotide messenger RNA. NCBI's taxonomy places the organism in Eukaryota, Viridiplantae, Streptophyta, Magnoliopsida, Rosales, Rosaceae. The record is from the annotation of a GenBank genome assembly.
AUGGCAGUGCCUAGCAGCAAUAUAGCAACCGUCCUCGAAUCUGAAGGAGUUGAGUUCCUUCUAUCUGGUGACAGAAAGGUCCCCUUGUCAUCAUGUAAUGGGAAGACAGUGUGCCUCUUCUUCUCAGCAAAUUGGUGUAGGCCUUGCAAGGCUCUUACCCCUCAGCUGGUGAGGCUUUAUGAUGUGCUUAAAAUGGAAGGUAAAGAGUUUGAGAUUAUCUUUGUCUCCUUCGACUGCGAUGAGGAAAAAUUCAAUGAACACUUCAAGUGCAUGCCAUGGCUGACAGUCCCAUUUGAUGCAAACCUGCAUAAACGAUUGAGUGACCUGUACCACGUCGAUCGCAUCCCAUCACUCAUUUCUUUAAGUUCAGAUGGAAUAUCAGUUGAGGAAGACUUGGUUGGACUGAUUGAAGACUAUGGAGCUGAGGCAUUUCCUUUCACUAAGAAAAGAAGAGAAGAACUAAAGGCUGCUGACGAAGCGAAGCGCAAAGGGGGAAAACUAGAAGAGCUUUUGGCUUAUCAAGGACGAAACUAUGUCAUGUCUAGUGAUGGUAGAGAGAUAUCAGUGUCCAAACUUAUUGGUAAGACCAUAGGCCUUUACUUUGGUGCACAUUGGAGCCCUCCUUGCCGCGCCUUCACUUCCAGACUUAUAGAAGCAUACAACGAGCUCAUGGCCUCCAGUGGUCAAGACUUCGAAAUCAUUCUAGUCUCCACAGACCGAGACCUCAAAGAGUUCGAGUUCAACAUAAGCAGCAUGCCAUGGCUUGCCAUCCCAUACCAGGAUAAAACAAGACAAGACCUUUGCAGAAUUUUCGACAUUAAAGUGAUUCCGGCUUUGGUUCUGAUUGGACCAGAUGGGAAGGCUAUUAGCACAAAUGGGAAGGCCAUGAUCUCCUUGUAUGGUGCCAAGGCCUUCCCAUUUACAGAGUUCAGGAUCAAAGAGCUGGAGGCAGCUUUGAGAAAAGAAGGAGAGGCAUUGCCUCCUCAAGUGAAGGAUAUAAAGCAUGACCAUUUGCUGAAGUUGGACAUGGCCAAAGCUUAUGUAUGUGAUUACUGCAAGAAGCAGGGGAGGUUCUGGGCAUUCUCUUGUGGUGUGUGUGAUUAUGAUCUUCAUCCGACUUGUGUAGAGAAGUCAUUUUAA